Rubroshorea leprosula is the source of this 1445-nucleotide messenger RNA. The record is from the annotation of a GenBank genome assembly. NCBI's taxonomy places the organism in Eukaryota, Viridiplantae, Streptophyta, Magnoliopsida, Malvales, Dipterocarpaceae.
CUUGCUCUGAUUUUGUUACUGUUUAUGUUUGAUCCCGUGUUUACUCCAUGGAUGUCCAAUUCCGACACAGAAAGUUGAUGUCUGUUCCGAUCAACAAAACCCUCGCAGAUUUCUGCUUUCAAAAUUGUAACCAAUCCUGUUCUCCAUCAAUAUGUUGGCAAUCCUGUUCCGAUUUCUGCAUCUCUUGCGGUUUUCCUCCCCCGAAUCAUCCUUCCACCAAACCUCACAAGUUCUUGAUCAUAACCUUCGCUGUCCUCGCCACCACUUUACUGGCUCUCUGCUUCUUCGUUAUCUACGCCAGGUGCUACUCGGGAAGGUCCGGUUCAAGGAGGAGGACGCGGCCGCAGAUAUUGGAGGUAAGAUCGAUCCGUGAUGAUUUUAUUGAUGAAGAUCAGGGGCCCGUGCUUGACCAUCCUAUAUGGUACAUCCGGACGGUGGGGUUGCCGCCGGCGGUGAUUAGUUCGAUUGCGGUGUUUAAGUAUAAGAAAGGCGAUGGGCUUGUUGAAGGAACAGAGUGCUCUGUUUGCUUGAACGAGUUUCAGGAAGAUGAGAACUUGAGGCUUUUGCCGAAGUGCAACCAUGCUUUUCACAUCCCCUGUAUUGAUACUUGGCUUACAUCACAUCUCAAUUGUCCUCUGUGUCGAGCCCCGAUUGUCUCCAACACGGCCAUAGAAUCAUCACCGGAGGUAAACAGGGAGGAAUUAGUUACUGGAGAAGAAUCCCAGAUCGGAGUUUUGGAGGAAAAUGGAGAAUCUGACCAGGGAGAACCGGAAGUUGGGAGCUCUGAGGUGAGGGUUAGAACAGAGGAGGCAGAGGAAACCCCCGUUCAAGAAAGAGGGGAAGCGAGUCAACCGAUUAGGAGAUCGGUUUCUCUAGACUCCAUAGCAGCGUCAAAGAUCAUCCGGGAAAUCGCAAAUUCCGGUGAUCAAUUAGUAAAAGAGAGAGAAUCAAGAGUGGUGAUUGUUCCUAGGAGACUUAGAAGAAGCAGAAAGUUUCUGAGAUUGAUGGGAAGUUCUUCUGGAAGGACUUUGCAAAUUGGUCCAGUUUCGUUGAAGAGAUCGAGCUCAUACAUCGGGACCUUACCGAGAUGUAGUAAGAAUCAUCCUAUUGUCCGGAGCCUUUGAUGUUGGCCAGAGUUUGCAUUUACAGGUGAGACAUCGAAAAAACUGGGAUGUCUCGAGAAAUCUCAGCAAAGCUGAGAGUCUGUGUAUGAUGUUUUGUUUAAAAAUGUACUUCAAAUACAAUUAUCAAAGUUAAAUGCUACUGAAAUAAGGUCUAGGGUUUGGAGUACUCCUAGGUGUCUUUUUGGGUUUGUAUUAAGCCUUGUGUUUUUUUUUUUUAGUUGGUAAAAAUCCUCACAUGAGAGGGGUUGGAAGAGGGAGUGGAAAUGGGGGUUUAAACCCUAGCCAAAAGCGUUUUUAUGUCAAUAAUUUGAUUUGGCCAGU